This is a messenger RNA of Diaporthe amygdali, 2109 nucleotides long. RefSeq lists its product as uncharacterized. Gene Ontology annotation, biological process: intracellular potassium ion homeostasis; potassium ion import across plasma membrane. Bases 1 to 2109 code for a protein of 702 amino acids. Gene Ontology annotation, cellular component: plasma membrane. The record is from RefSeq and is a predicted model, not a curated record. Gene Ontology annotation, molecular function: high-affinity potassium ion transmembrane transporter activity. The transcript is spliced from 3 exons. NCBI's taxonomy places the organism in Eukaryota, Fungi, Ascomycota, Sordariomycetes, Diaporthales, Diaporthaceae.
AUGUCGCGUUGGGACGACCUCGCUGACGACCAUCCACGGGUGGUAGAGAUCUUCUCGAUACGCAAGUAUUUGCCGCCCUUGAAUUUUAUCACCAUCCACUAUGCCUACUUCAUCGUCGUGUGUCUCAUUAGCUCCGUCAUUUUCUGGCGGUCGUCGGACCCUGCCUUCAGCGUUAGCUACACUGAUAGUCUGUUCAUCGUGGUGUCUGCCAUGACCGAGGCCGGGUUGAACACGGUCAACCUCAGUACGUUGACGACCUGGCAGCAGACGAUGCUCUUCCUCCUCAUCAUGCUGGGCAGCACGAUCUGGGUUUCCAUUUGGACCGUCUUGGCGCGUAAACACGUCUUCGAGAAGCGGUUUGAGAGUAUCGUACAUGCCGAGCGCGCCCGCAGCCUUAACCGACGUGGCAGCAGCACGUCGCUGACCCUGCCAAAGCUGCGGAAAUCCAUCUCAUUCCGCAAAGCCAAGACAGUCCCAGUGCCCGACAAGAAUUUGCCGACGACAGGGAGUGGAGCAUUAGAAAACAACUUCUCGACGUCAGAUCCUCAUGUGGAUAGGUCCCAGGUUGACACGGUGGUGCCAAGAGCUCGGCGCGCGUCGUCUUUGCCCGAUCUAGACCUCGGGGAGCUACCCAAGACUCCGACUGAGCGGAACAGUCCUGGCGGACACAUUGCCUUCGUCGACACUCCGCGCCCUCAGGAAGGCAGGAAUGCUACAUCGACCGGUAUUUCCUACUUCAACGAGAUCCGUCCUGCGUGGAGAAAUGGCCCGGGCAAGGCGGCGGACCAAGACAGGGUUGAUCUAACUGUGCAGCAUUUCCUCAGGAGUCGCGCCUCUAGCCACAACGGCCAGUUUCAUAGCCUCACUAGCGAGGAGCGUGAGCAUCUUGGCGGGUACGAGUACCGUGCCCUGAAAGUACUUGCAGUUGUUGUUCCUGUCUACUUCUUCCUGUGGCAGUUCCUAGGAUGCGUCGCGCUGGGAGCAUGGAUGAACCACAACAUGCCAGACACUGCAAAAGCGAACGGCAUCAACCCGUGGUGGCUCGGUGUCUUCAAUGGCGUCUCAGCCUUCAACAACUCGGGCAUGUCGCUCCUGGAUGCAAAUAUGAUCCCUUUUCAGAACGCCUACUUCGUCCUCAUCACAAUGGGGUUGAUGAUUCUAGCCGGCAAUACCGCAUACCCUCUAUUCCUCCGUCUAAUUAUAUGGACGGGCCUCAAACUCUUGAAAGCAAUGACCGCAGAGGAUGCCUAUGUCGACGUCAAGGCCACGCUCGAGUUUAUUCUGAAGUACCCUCGCCGAGUCUAUACAAACCUAUUCCCGUCUCGUCCCACCUGGUGGCUUUUCUUCAUGCUUAUAUGGUUAAACUCCGUUGACUGGGUUUCCUUCGAGCUCCUUAAUCUCGGAAACCCAGUUAUCAAGAAUAUUCCUACAGGGCCUCGCAUUCUUGACGGUCUGUUCCAAGCCCUCGCCGUCCGGUCUGGUGGUUUCUACGUCGUACCCAUCUCCCAGGUUUAUAUUGGCCUUCAGGUGUUGUAUGUUAUCAUGAUGUACAUCUCUGUUUACCCCGUAGUCAUCACGAUCCGCCACUCCAAUGUCUAUGAGGAGCGCUCGCUCGGUAUCUAUCAUGGCGACGAGUUUUCAGGGUCUGAUCCCGACCCUGAGCUCACUGCGCCGCUGCGGUCCAAUGAUGAUCGCAACUUCGAGUCCCACGCCCACGCCUCCAGCAGUGCCCGAUCAACGGGCCCACCUCUCAUCCGCCGGUUGAGCCGCUCCAGCGCGGCCGUCGAAAUCGGGCAAGCCUUACAGCGCACCUUCACGUGGAACGGUGUCGGCGUCCCGCCCAUAAAGCACAGCAACAAGAAAACCGACAAUGGUCCUGCAUCAGCCGGCCUGGACAGCAGCAGCAAUUCAAACAGCCGUAUCAGCUUCAUCAGCCAACAAAUCCACGGUCAGCUGGCCCAUGACAUCUGGUGGCUGGUCCUGGCAGUCCUGGUGAUCGCCACCAUAGAGACCUCGCAUUUCUUAGUAGACCCGGUGGCGUUUUCCGUGUUUAACAUUAUCUUCGAGGUUGUGUCUGCUUAUGACAUCGCGGGUUGCCGGUCGCAUUAG